Molecule: messenger RNA, 2130 nt
Organism: Trichoderma citrinoviride
Lineage: Eukaryota; Fungi; Ascomycota; Sordariomycetes; Hypocreales; Hypocreaceae
Product: phosphoinositide phosphatase
Exons: 3
Coding region: 1-2130 (709 amino acids)
Biological process (GO): phosphatidylinositol dephosphorylation
Cellular component (GO): endoplasmic reticulum
Molecular function (GO): phosphatidylinositol-4-phosphate phosphatase activity
Source: RefSeq, a predicted model, not a curated record
AUGGCGCACCUCGCAGCCUCCAAGCUGCCCUAUCGCGACAUCAACCUCAAGGUCACCAGCGAUGCCUACACCUUCACGUCGCCCUCGUCGCCCGAUGCGCCGUCCCUCGUCAUCGACCGCCCCAUGGGCGACAUCCGGCUGGUCCAGGGCGGCGCCAAUUCGACCAAGCGCGCGACGCGUGUGUCGAGCAUCCCGGGCAUUCUGGGCAUCAUCCAGCUGCCUCUAGACAAGUAUGUCAUCAUCAUCACCAAGGCCAAGCCCAUGGGCCGCCUCAAGGGCCAGAUGGUCUACAAGGUCCUCUCGACCGACAUCCUCCCCAUGCGCGAGCGCCAGAUCCACGACCCGGACGAAGACACCUUCAUCAACCUCCUCAAGACCUUCCUCGCUCAGGCGCCCCUGUACUUUUCCUACUCCAUCGACCUCACCAACUCGAUCCAGCGCCAGUCCCAGGCCGACACCUCCCGCCCUCUGUGGCUGAGGACGGACGACCGCUUCUUCUUCAACAAGCAUCUGCAGUCCGAGCUGAUCAGGUUCCGGACUGCCGGAUCCCGCAGCCAGCCCGGCUCGCAGCCCGCCACCGAUCCCUACAUCCUCCCUUGCAUCUUUGGCAUGCUGGAGAUUCGGCAGACCAAGUUCAAGAGCACGCCCCUGACCCUCGUCUUGAUUUCGCGACGCUCGCGGUACCGUGGCGGAACUCGAUUCUUCACCCGAGGCGUGGAUGAGAACGGCCACGUUGCCAACUACAACGAGACGGAGCAGAUUGUCAUCCUCAACGACAGCAGCACCGGGCUGGGGGGCUUCGCCGGCAGCAGCGACAUGCAGAGCGGCAAGUUUGGCGCGGCAGCGGGCCAGCAGGAGGUGCAGAUCAUGUCCUACGUCCAGACCCGAGGCAGCGUGCCGACGUUCUGGUCCGAGGUCAACGACCUCAAGUACACGCCCAAGAUCCACGUGCGCAGCACUGAUGCCGCCCUCGCCGCUUCGGCCAAGCACUUUGAGGAGCAGAUCCGCAUCUACGGCGACAACUACCUCAUCAACCUCGUCAACCACAAGGGGCGAGAGUCCAAGGUCAAGGAGUCGUACGAGCAGAUGACCAAGGCUCUCCUGUCCAUGCCCAAGGAACGACGAGAGGCCGACCGUGUGACGGACGAAAAGUUCCACGAGAUCCAGCCCGGCUCGAGCCGCCAGCAGUUUGAUCGCCUCCACUACGUCUACUUUGACUACCACACCGAGACCAAGGGCAUGCAGAUGCACAAGGCCCACGCCAUCGUCGACAGACUCCGGGACGCCGUCGAUGCGCAGGGCUACUUCCGCGGCGUCGACAUGCCCGGCAACGACGGGAGGAUCGAGGCCCGCAGUCUCCAGACCAGCGUGAUGCGCACAAACUGCAUGGACUGCCUCGACCGCACCAACGUCGUCCAGAGCAUCUUUGCCCGCCACAUGCUCGACCGCAUACUGCAGGACCUGGGCCUGCUCGCAAAGGGCUCGUCGUUCAAGGACGAGGAUCCCGCCUUUGAGUUCUUGUUCCGCAACAUCUGGGCCGACAACGCCGACGUCGUGUCCGCGGCCUACUCCGGCACCGGCGCCAUGAAGACGGACGUCACCAGGCUCGGCAAGCGUACGCCCAUGGGCGCCCUGCAGGACGGUCGCAUCGGCGUCACGCGAUGGUGCCUCAACAACUUCCUCGACGGCCCCCGUCAGGACGCGUACGACCUGUUCCUUGGCGUCUAUCAGCCUGGAGAGGCCAACGUCGGCACGAACCUCAUCUUCGGCGACAGGCGGCCGGUCCUCAUCCAGGCGAUUCCGUACAUCCUCGCCUUUAGCGUCUUUAUCGUUCUCGUGGGCAUCUUCACUAGAAGGCCUCCCAACUCGAGCGUCAUCCCCAUGCGUCUCUUUAUCCUCUUCUGGUCCAGCGUGGCGGCCUGGUGCUUCCACUUUAUCUGGACGCACGGCAUGCUCUAUGUCAACUGGCCGCGUCUGAACCCUCUGCCCUACGCCGUCGAUGGCUUCGCCGAGAGCUACUCCAAGGCCAGAAAGGACGCCGUCAUCGGGUCCCUCGUUGCCAGACACGAGCGCGGACUGAGCACCGCUCGUUUCAUCAAUGCGGAGGAGGGCAAGAAGAGGAUUGAGUAA